Tyto alba (common barn owl) is the source of this 2046-nucleotide messenger RNA. RefSeq names its product CMP-N-acetylneuraminate-beta-galactosamide-alpha-2,3-sialyltransferase 2-like. The transcript has 7 exons. The record is from RefSeq and is a predicted model, not a curated record. Bases 242 to 1423 code for a protein of 393 amino acids. Gene Ontology annotation, molecular function: beta-galactoside (CMP) alpha-2,3-sialyltransferase activity. Lineage: Eukaryota; Metazoa; Chordata; Aves; Strigiformes; Tytonidae.
CAGCUUACAGCAAGCACUGGCAAGGCUGCUGAGCCCGGGAGCAUCGCCUUCGCCUGGCCCUGUUCAGUGGAGAUUCCUCCGAGGAGGUCAGUUUGCAGACCUUAGAAGUGUUGCAGGCAGAGAUCAGACCGUCGUGCAGGACAUGCUGACUGCAGCCCUACCAGAAGCAGAGCACAGUAAUAAAGACAUUGAACGGUUUGAAAAGGAAACAUCUAACAGGCUAUUUCAGGUGGCAUGAGGGAUGCUGUGCCAGAGGCGCACAUGGGUGGUGCUGGCCCUGUGCCUGCUGCUGGUCCUGUGGCAAAGUUUCCGAGCCCCCACGGAUGGCCUUGGCUCCUCUCCUUGGGCUCCCUCCUUCGACACUCCUGCUGCCCAUUGCACUGUCAGCACCAACAGCUCUGCAUGGUUCAAUGCCCGCUACAAUAUGGCUAUGGGGCCUCUGCUGACAAGCGCAGCCCAUGAGCUCUCCUCUGAUGUGGUUCAGUGGUGGCUGACCCUGCAAGGUCCCCAGCGUGGGGGCCAGCUCCAGGCCAUAAUUCAGCAGCUCUUCACUGUCCUCCGAACCCCGACCAGUGAUGUGUGGGACUCAUCUCGCUGCAGGACUUGUGCGGUGGUGGGGAACUCAGGGCGGCUGAAGGGCUCCAGCCAUGGGCUGCGGAUUGAUGCCCAUGACUGGGUGCUGAGGAUGAACAGAGCAAAAAUCACCGGCUUUGAGCUGGAUGUUGGCAGGAGAACAACCCAUCAUUUCAUGUACCCAGAGAGCGCAGUGAACCUUGGGCCCAGUGUCCACCUCGUCCUUGUCCCCUUCAAGCCACUGGACCUGCAGUGGGUGGCCAGCGCUUUCUCUACUGGAGAGCUCACACACACAUACGUGAGAGUGAAACAAUUCAUCAAAGCUGACAGAAACAAGGUAAGGGCUCCGCGUGCUUCAGCUCCUCCUGGACAGGCAGGGCUCCUCUGGGCAGAGACUGGACUGGUGUGUGUUGUUUUUUUUUGUUUGUUUUUUUUUUUUUUUUUUCGGCAGAAUGUGGGCAGAGCCAAGAGGGGGAGAGGGCUGAUGGUUGCACUGGUGGAGGGAGCUGUCUGUCCCAUUCAGCACAGUGAGCAGCUGAUGGCUCCUCCUCUCCCCCUGCAGGUGCUGAUCCUGAGCCCAGCUUUCCUCAAGUACAUCCAUGACAACUGGAUGCAGCGCCAGGGGCGGUACCCCUCCACGGGCUUCACAGCCCUGCUUUUUGCCUUGCACAUCUGCCAGCAGGUCUCUGUGUUUGGCUUUGGAGCAGACAGUGAAGGGAACUGGCACCACUACUGGGAGAAAAACCGCUGGUCCGGAGCAUUCCGGAGGACGAGGGUCCAUGAUGCUGACAUGGAAUUCAGCAUCAUUGAGAGACUGGCAGCUGAAGGGAGAAUUUUAUUCUACAAAUGAUGCAUUUCCAAGAAGCUGAAGCCAGGCUGUCAGUGCAGAAACUGGCAGUCCCCUGCACCGCUGGCAGCUGCCACAGCUCUUUAGCUUGCUUGUCCCACUCCUCUGCCAGAGCUGCCACAAGCCCCGGCCCACAGACCCUGUGAUCCCCAGGUUCUUGGUGCUGGGCACUGUGGGUGCCAGGAGGUGACAUGCUCCUGUGGCACCAAAGACAUUGGAUUUCACAGGAAACAGGGAGCGCAUGGCCCUACCCAUGCUGGCUGGGAGAGAGAAAGCAGAGACAGUGGGGCUGACGGUGGGUGUGGAGCCUGUGAGCUGCCUGUGCCUACCCCUGCAGUGGCCAAGAAACUGCUGGGUGACAGCAGUGGUGGUGACAGCAGCUCUUCAAACAUAGCUGGCUGCAUGACAGAACUGAUACUUCACUGAUGGCUUUUGGGGGGAGGUUCGUAGUUGUUGUUUGGGCAGGAGGCAUCUUCCCUUCCUGUCUUUUUAUAACUAAGGAAAGAUUUUAAAAAUUGUAUCAAAGAAGAGUAAGAAAGGAAAAAAAAACAAGCAUGCCAAGUCGGUAGACAACAAACUCAAGUACAGCUGAAAUUAUCUUACGCUGAAUAAACUUUGAAAACACA